Molecule: messenger RNA, 1302 nt
Organism: Triticum aestivum (bread wheat)
Lineage: Eukaryota; Viridiplantae; Streptophyta; Magnoliopsida; Poales; Poaceae
Product: mitochondrial metalloendopeptidase OMA1
Exons: 3
Coding region: 49-1083 (344 amino acids)
Cellular component (GO): membrane
Molecular function (GO): metalloendopeptidase activity
Source: RefSeq, a predicted model, not a curated record
AACCUCCUAUACUCUCGAUCGAUAGGAGCAGCGUGUUAUCGACCGACCAUGAACCGUUUGUGGUGCUCGCUCUCCCACACGCUCCGCCGCUGCAGAGCUCCGGGCGCGCCGCAGCGCCUGCUUGACUGGUGGUGUUCUUCUGCCUCCCGCGUCACGCCCGCUCUACUCCGUCGUUGUCCACCGUCGACUGUGUCGAGGCCACUUCGUCUACAGUACCGUUGGUACGACGACCCUCGGAAGGCCAUGACGGCGACGGCGAUCGGCUUGAGCGCCACGGUCAUGGCAGCCUGCCAGGUCGUGCCCUGCACCAACCGCUCCCACCUGGUCGUCCUCUCCGCCCAGAAGGAGCGCGACCUUGGUGAGUCCCAUUUCACCGAGUUGAAGCACAUCUACAGGCAUAGGACGGUCGACCCACACCAUCCGGAUAGCGUCCGUGUACGUCUCAUCGCCGACAAAAUCAUCCACGCCGCCAACCGCGGCCUUGGCAUCUACGACAGCCGUGACGCCCCCUUGCUCAGCGUCACCCGCAAAGGGAAGAAGAAGCCGUGGGCACGGCAGCCGCACACGAGGCACCUCCAUGGGCUCGACACCUGGGAGCUGGUCCUUGUCAGUGAUGGUAGGAUCGGAGCCACGUCCUCCCCCGGUGGCAGGAUUUUAGUCUUCACCGGCCUGCUCGACUGGCUUAAGACCGACGGCGAGAUCGCCUUCUGCAUUGCACACGAGAUUGGGCACCACAUUGCAAGGCACACAGCGGAUAUCACGAGUAGAUUGUUGCUACCGAAAUUCCUACGCCCAACCUUCAUACGACGGGCUGAGAUAGAGGCAGAUCGCAUUGGAAUCUUGCUGCUCGCUGCUGCUGGUUUUCAUCCAGACCAUGCCCUUGCAUUCGCUAAGAAGGCAGCUACAGUUGUACCAAAGUAUUCUGUACUGAAACAGAUGCUAGAAAUUACUCAUCCCCACCCUGAGGACAGACUGGCGCGUUUAUCAGAGGCUAAGACCAUGGAGGAAGCGCUUGAACUGUACAGAGAAGCUACUGCCAGGGAUAAAGUAACUGAAAAAUAUUUCAGUAACCCAACCAUGUAAGAUAUACCUUUUUGGGUGAAUUCCAUGCAAAGUCGGGCAAAUGGUAUUUUAAUUAUUUUUUAAGAGGUGUGUCCGUAAAGACAUCUGAUACUUAAUAUAUGGCCUUAGAUCUCUCCGCAAAGAUAAUGGUAUUUCAAUUUAUGAAAAUACCAUCCAGUAAGAUUAACUCUCCUAGUAACAAAGACUAAACUGAUACCCCAAAACCCCCUGGUUACUAGU